Nestor notabilis (Kea) is the source of this 489-nucleotide messenger RNA. RefSeq names its product mitochondrial ribosomal protein L30 (gene MRPL30). Gene Ontology annotation, cellular component: mitochondrion; large ribosomal subunit. The annotation marks the transcript as partial. NCBI's taxonomy places the organism in Eukaryota, Metazoa, Chordata, Aves, Psittaciformes, Psittacidae. Gene Ontology annotation, biological process: translation. Gene Ontology annotation, molecular function: structural constituent of ribosome. The record is from RefSeq and is a predicted model, not a curated record. The transcript is spliced from 4 exons.
AUGCUGGGGAAGAGGAUGGAGGCGGGGGCGCCCGCAGCGUGGGUUCGUUGUCUCUUUACCAGGUCGAGAAUUCCAGAGUCGGUAUUUCAGCCACGGCCUGGAGAUCAUGAAAAGUAUGGAGGUGACCCUGAGCAGCCCCACAAAAUCCACGUUGUUACUAGAAUUAAAAGUGUAAUUGGUCGCCCCUAUUGGGAAAAGAAGAUAAUACGUGAUCUUGGAUUGGAUAAAGCACAUCAGCCGACACUGCACAAAAAUAUCCCUUCUGUGAAUUCCAAACUGAAAGUUGUUAAACAUCUGAUAAGAAUACAGCCCCUGAAACUACCUUACGGGUUGCCAACAGAAGAGGAAAUGUCAGACACCUUUCUUACAAGCAAGGGAGAGCUCGUCAUUAAACGGCAUCUGAAACCUGUGGAGCAGAAAGCAAUUAAGUCAUAAGGUGUGCUGGUUGGAUUAUGUAAAAUAAAAUAGAUUAUUUAAAUCCUGGGUUAA